CAAAAAAAAAACAAUGACGCCAAUGAUGGAUCCAUCGACGUCAUUAUCGAAUUAUACAUUUGGAAAUUUGGAUGAUUUAUGUCGUAAUUAUACAACAACCACCACUACAGAAAUCAUAUCGACUACAGUAAUCAGCCACGUGGCGCUGAAUUCUCAUGAGAGACCGCCAGCCGUAAUUGUCUGGGGAGUGGGUCUUCUGUUCGUGACGCUCAUCAAUAUGUGUGCAGUGGUGGGCAUUGGUGUUAUGCGAUAUUUGACAAAAAAUACAUAUAAUCAGAUAAUCACACUAUUCGUCGGUCUCGGAGUUGGAUCGUUGUCGGGUUCCAGUUUUUAUCAUUUGUUGCCACAAGCUCACCCAUCACUAAUGGACGAAGUAGAUGAGAAUGGUGUACCAACUCAUUCAUAUCUUCAUAUGGCUCAUAUUUCAAUUCUCGGCGUCUACGCGUUCUUCUUUUGUGAUAAACUUAUCAAGAUUAUUCUCGAAAUUCGAAAAAAAAAUCAACACAUUCACCAUCGCCGACUAUCCAUCGAAAAUCCGGGAAUGACGACAGAAAGAAGCGAUUCCACAUUUGUCACAGAUGCCGGAGACCGGGAAGAAGAACUUUUGAGAAGUGUCCUGAAAAAAGGUGUAAUGAGUAAAGCGGACAUUGAUGAGACGGAAAUGAUGACUUUGGAGGAUAAAUCCGGAAAAUCGAUGGGUGAUCAAGCUCACGGAAUCUGUGUUCACGAUCAUUCAAUCGAAUUUCGUGCCGGUGAUUCGGCAAUUGCUGCAGUUGCAUGGAUGAUUGUAUUCGGUGAUGGUUUGCACAAUUUUAUUGAUGGAAUUUCAAUUGGAGCAGCUUUUGCCGAAAGUCUUCACUCGGGACUAUCGAUUUCGUUGGCUGUUCUUUGUGAGGAGUUUCCACAUGAAUUGGGUGACGUGGCAAUCCUCGUGGCUUCUGGAAUGACACUGAAACAGGCUUUAAUUUAUAAUCUUCUCUCUGCAAUUACAUGUUAUGUUGGAUUCUUCAUUGGCGUCGGAAUUGGAGAACUCGGCCCUGACACGUCGAAAUAUGCAUUCGGAUUGGCUGGUGGCAUGUUUUUAUACAUUUCCCUGGCUUGUAUGAUGCCAGAAAUGAAAAAAGCGAUGGAAGAAGCCCUAAACGUCUCACUUCGUCACGGAAUCUACGUACUUUUCCUCCAAUCCGUUGGCCUUUUUUCGGGAUUAACUCUGAUGUACAUCAUGGCAAGAUAUGGAGAAAGUAUAUCGAUUUGAACAUAUUUUCCCAUGGAAAAUUCUGAAAUGUCAGACAAAAAUUAUGUUUUUUUUUUAGGUUUUAGGCUUGAAAAUUGGGUGAAAAUUAGUGGAAAAUUAGGAUUUUGGGGAAAAAAUCCGAAAAAAAAUGGAUUUCACUCACAUUUUACUUUAAAAAUUUGAUUUUUUCUAAGAAAAAUCUCUAGAUUUUAGUUUUUCAACAAAAAAAUCCGGAAAAUUUUGAAAAUUUCACUGGAAAGUCAAAUUUCCCAUUGUCAGUUCAAAAAUUCAUUUUUUCCUGUUUUUUCGCAGAUUUUACAUUAAAAUUGUGAUUUUUUGGGUUUCUGCAAAAAAAAAUAUAGAAAAUUCGAUUUUAAGCUAAAAUUCUGAAUUGUUCAGAAAAAUUUUCGAAUUUCCUGGAGAAAAUUCAAAUUUCAAAUUUUUUAAAAAUUUUCAGUCAAAAAAUUAUUUUUUUUCCGAAAAAAAACGAAUAUUUUUGGAUUUUUGGACAAAAAAUAAUGAUUUCCGGAAUUUUUCUCUAAAAACCUGAAUUUUUAGUGUAAAAUUAGGUUUUCAUAAAAAAAUCCUAAUUUUUUUUUCAAUUUUCACCCAAAAAUUCAAAUUCCCGCUCAAUUUUCUUCAAAAAAAAAAUCCCCGAAUCCUCUGUUAAAUUCCUUUUUUUUCGUCGUUCUUUCCGUAAAAUUUAGGUCAUUGUCUUAUAUAAGACUCCUUUUAAAAUCGAUUUUUUUCCUAAAUUUUUGAAUUUUUGUUAUUUUUUGUCCCCCGCCUCCUCAAAAUCUUUAUCGAUCUGUUUUCCCGUGACCAUAAUAUUUACCCCUGUUUUUUUUUGUGUUUUUUUGAGUAUGUACUGCUGCGCUCCACUGAGAAUUCCAUCGUUUUUCAGGGAUUUUUAGUGGGAAAUUUGACUUUUUCGUGGAAAUUUCAUUUUUUCGAUCAAAAAUUAAAUUUUUCCUAAAAUUUCACUUCUUUCGUAAAAUUUCAAUUUUUUGUGAAAUUUCAAAAUUUUCAGUGGGAAAAUUCGAAUUUUCUGAGAAGGAAUUUUUUUAAUUUUUUAAACAAACUUUCGACGUUUUUCUGUGAAAAACUCGAUUUUUUUCCCACAAAAAUUCAAAUUUUCCACUGAAAUUCACCCAAAUCCUAAAUAUUAUCAACGGAGCGCACUUGCAUUUAUCAUUCUCCCCACACACCAAUAUCUGAUCAUUUUUAACAUCGAAUACACACUGAUGAUAAUGAAUUUCGUUUUUUUUUUUUAAGUUUUACCUAAACGAAAAAUAAA
Messenger RNA from Caenorhabditis elegans, 2531 nucleotides. RefSeq names its product Zinc transporter ZIP8 (gene zipt-15). The coding region runs from base 14 to 1255 and encodes 413 amino acids. The record is from RefSeq and is marked reviewed. Gene Ontology annotation, cellular component: membrane. The transcript has 10 exons. Gene Ontology annotation, molecular function: metal ion transmembrane transporter activity. Gene Ontology annotation, biological process: bicarbonate transport; transmembrane transport; metal ion transport. NCBI's taxonomy places the organism in Eukaryota, Metazoa, Nematoda, Chromadorea, Rhabditida, Rhabditidae.